ACUUCUGGUAUUUGUUCGAAAGCUAGAGAUACAUUUUGUGGUCUUCUGUAGUACUUUCUGUUGCCAUCCUACACAAAGCGGCGAAGAAGCAAUGCCUUUUUCACCAUCUUGUCUAUGAAGGAAUUGUCAAAAGUAAAUGGUCAAGCUUACAACGACGUUCUAUUCAUUGACUCCUUUUUGGUUUGGUGUUGAGUUGGCGUUUUUACACGUCUCACGAGAACAUUAAGGUGAAAAAGGCACGUUCCGGCUGCCCUACGGUAUCAACAUGGCAACUAGUCACAGUGGAAGCAGCAAAACGUCAGUAUCCACAGCAAGCGCAGCUCUUGUUAGAGCUAAAGCAGAAGCUGCGAAAGUACGAGCGUCGUACGCAAGCCAAGAAGCUAAGCUUAAACUGGAAGAAGCUAAACUAAAGUGAAAAAGGCACGUUCCGGCUGCCCUAAGGUAUCAACAUGGCAACUAGUCACAGAGGAAGCAGCAAAACGUCAGUAUCCACAGCAAGCGCAGCUCUUGUUAGAGCUAAAGCAGAAGCCGCGAAAGUACGAGCGUCGUACGCAAGCCAAGAAGCUAAGCUUAAACUGGAAGGAGCUAAGCUAAAACUGGAAAAGGCUCAUAAUCAAUUAGAAACAACGAGAAUAACCACAGAAUUAGAAGUGCUGACAUUACAACGAGAAGCAGACGCAGCUGAGGCGGAAGCUCGAGUAUUGGCGGAAGCUUCGGGAGCACAAUCCACUGGCGAUGACAGGAAAACUGAAUCAGAAAAGGCAAAAAUUGAACGCACCAGUGAAUAUGUUCAAUCACAGAUCGACCUUCAACAGCAGUUGUCAUCUCCAGCUGCCUUGUGUCCAGCAAUAGAUAAGCAGCCGUAUCCGUUAACACAAGCUACCAUCAACACCUAGCAUCUGGAUGAAAAUACUCCAUAUAUGCAACCCAGUCCUAAUAGAACAAACUUUAAGAGCGAUAAAGAAUCUCACUUAUCCACACCAAACUUAAAUAAACCAGUUAAAGCCACGACAAACUUCGAAGAAAAAAGACAAUCCGGCUCAAACAUACAUGCUCCGCCCUAUGUUCCCCGACAGGUUCCACAAGCCAGCAUACCGUCUUCAGUGGAACCAUUGGCCCACUAUUUGGCAACACGAGAUCUCAUCACCUCAGGACUGUACUACUUCGCUGAUAAACCAGAAGAUUAUCGCGCAUGGGAGUCGUCAUUCACUACAGCGGUCAGCGGUGCUCACCUCACAACAACCCAAGAACUAGACCUCAUGACAAAGUGGCGUGGUAAGGAGUCCGGAGAACAUGUGAGACGCAUCCGCUCAAUGUAUGUAAACCAUCCAGAACUGGCUCUACACAAAGCAUGGGAGAGACUGCGUGACUGUUAUGCUGCCCCUGAAAUCGUUGAAAAAUCACUAUUUGAUCGGCUGGACAAUUUCCCCAAAAUUUCUAAUAAAGACAACGCUAGGCUACGCGAACUGGGAGAUUUGUUCAUGGAAAUUCAAGGUUUCAAGGAGGAUGGCUAUGUCACCGGCUUGUCCUAUCUGGAUACGUCACGUGGAAUUAGGCCGAUUGUGGACAAGCUUCCUUAUAGCCUUCAGGAAAAAUGGACAUCUUCUUUUGUACAAAGAACAUAAUAACGGUUGCUUCCCUCCCCUCCACUACUUCUGUGUUUUUGUGUGCUCCGAGGCAAAGAAACGAAAUGACCCCAGUUUCACCUACCAGUACAAUACAACUGCUAACCUUGACAAACACAUUGCAAAAUGUUUUAACUCCAACAAACCCAUCACAGUGCACAAAACAGACAUUUUAACAACCAAUAAUGACCCCAAUGAAUGUUAUCCUCUACACAACAAACCACACCCCCUUAAGAGAUGCAGGACAUUCCGAAACAAAUCCCUGGAUGAUAGAAAGGCCUUUUUGAAGGAAAAAGGGAUAUGUUUUAAAUGUUGUUCCUCAGUUUCACAUCUCGCCAAACAAUGCCAGCCUUCUGUGAAGGCUGGCACAAGUGUCACCAACCACGCACUGCAGAUGAAAUUGCCCAAGCUAAAUAUAUUAUUCUGAGGGCAGCACAAAAGGCAGCCUUCUCAGGAGAGCUUUUAGCUUUACAAGAAAACAAGCCAGUUUCAAGAAACAGCCCUUUGUUGAAACUCAACCCAACAUUGGAGGAUGGACUCAUUUGUGUGGGAGGUAGACUAAAGUGCUCUGAACUCACACUUUUAGAAAAGAAUCCUGUAAUUCUCCCCAAGAAAAGCCACAUCUCUGUGUUGCUCACACACCACCACCAUGUGCAGGUAAAACAUCAAGGCCUUCAUUUUACUGAAGGAGCCAUCAGAGCAGCAGGAUUGUGGAUUCUAGGUGGACGGUCUUUAAUCAACUCAAUUCUUCACAAAUGCACAAUCUGUCGUAGACUUCGAGGGAAGGUUCAAGAACAACAAAUGGCUAAUUUGCCUCCGGAACGUCUUAAAUCCUGCCCUCCUUUUACGUAUGUGGGAGUCGAUGUCUUUGGACCCUGUUCUGUCUUAACCAGACGUACCAGAGGAGGACAAGCAGAGAGCAAGCGGUGGGCCAUGAUGUUCACUUGUCUUAGUUCGAGAGCUGUUCAUAUCGAGUUAAUCGAGUCUGUGGACACUACAAGUUGUAUCAACGCCCUCAGGCGUUUUUUCGCACUUCGAGGUCCAGCAAAUCAACUUCAUUCUGAUUGUGGCACUAAUUUUACGGGAGCAUGCAAAGAGCUUGGAAUGAACAAGGCAGUGCAGAACUUCCUCAGUGAAAAGCAGUGCAUUUGGAAAUUCAACCCACCACACGCUUCCCACAUGGGAGGCUCUUGGGAGCAAAUGAUCGGGAUUGCAAGAAGAAUCCUGGAUUCAAUGUUACUGCAGCAUGGGACUCGUAUAACCCAUGAAGUUCUUUGCACUCUGAUGGCGGAAGUCACUGCAAUUAUAAAUGCACGACCACUUCUGCCUGUAUCCAUUGAUCCACAACAACCCUUCAUUCUUUCACCAGCAAUGCUCCUAACACAGAAGGCAGGAGCUCCACCUCCACCUGGAGAAUUCACAGAGAGGGACCUUUACAUCAAACAAAGGAAGCAAGUGCAAGCAUUUGCAAACCAGUUUUGGAGCCGAUGGAGAAGGGAGUACCUUCCUUCUUUGCGACAGAGACAGAAAUGGAAUAUGUCAAGGCGAAACCUUCAAGUAGGAGAUCUAGUUCUCCUCAAGGACAAGCAAGCUGCACGUAACUACUGGCCUAUGGCCAUGGUCACCGCCACGUUCCCCGGGAUCGACAAUUUGGUCAGGAAGGUCGAAGUGAAGACUACAGACCAAGGAACCCCAAAAACAUUUUUGAGACCAGUAACAGAAGUUGUUUUACUCCUGCCCAAAGACUAGAGUUAUUUGGUGACCUUAGUGGCCUCACAUAGGCCAGGCGGGGAGUGUGUUGUCCUGAAGUCAACUGUUAAUAUUAUUUACGUAAUUACAUUAUAAUAUUUUUGUAUUACUUGAUAAUAUUUUGUAUUAGUAACUACAAUGCUUUAAUUUGGAGUUAAAGUUGUUUAUAUUUAUUGUACUUUAUAAUCGGUAAACAGCAGUUAGAUGAUGUCACUUCCGCUAAAUUACUUCCUGUUGGUUGACUUCCGGUAUUUGUUCGAAAGCUAGAGAUACAUUUUGUGGUCUUCUGUAGUACUUUCUGUUGCCAUCCUACACAAAGCGGCGAAGAAGCAAUGCCUUUUUCACCAUCUUGUCUAUGAAGGAAUUGUCAAAAGUAAAUGGUCAAGCUUACAACGACGUUCUAUUCAUUGACUCCUUUUUGGUUUGGUGUUGAGUUGGCGUUUUUACACGUCUCACGAGAACAUUAAGGUGAAAAAGGCACGUUCCGGCUGCCCUACGGUAUCAACAUGGCAACUAGUCACAGUGGAAGCAGCAAAACGUCAGUAUCCACAGCAAGCGCAGCUCUUGUUAGAGCUAAAGCAGAAGCUGCGAAAGUACGAGCGUCGUACGCAAGCCAAGAAGCUAAGCUUAAACUGGAAGAAGCUAAACUAAAGUGAAAAAGGCACGUUCCGGCUGCCCUAAGGUAUCAACAUGGCAACUAGUCACAGAGGAAGCAGCAAAACGUCAGUAUCCACAGCAAGCGCAGCUCUUGUUAGAGCUAAAGCAGAAGCCGCGAAAGUACGAGCGUCGUACGCAAGCCAAGAAGCUAAGCUUAAACUGGAAGGAGCUAAGCUAAAACUGGAAAAGGCUCAUAAUCAAUUAGAAACAACGAGAAUAACCACAGAAUUAGAAGUGCUGACAUUACAACGAGAAGCAGACGCAGCUGAGGCGGAAGCUCGAGUAUUGGCGGAAGCUUCGGGAGCACAAUCCACUGGCGAUGACAGGAAAACUGAAUCAGAAAAGGCAAAAAUUGAACGCACCAGUGAAUAUGUUCAAUCACAGAUCGACCUUCAACAGCAGUUGUCAUCUCCAGCUGCCUUGUGUCCAGCAAUAGAUAAGCAGCCGUAUCCGUUAACACAAGCUACCAUCAACACCUAGCAUCUGGAUGAAAAUACUCCAUAUAUGCAACCCAGUCCUAAUAGAACAAACUUUAAGAGCGAUAAAGAAUCUCACUUAUCCACACCAAACUUAAAUAAACCAGUUAAAGCCACGACAAACUUCGAAGAAAAAAGACAAUCCGGCUCAAACAUACAUGCUCCGCCCUAUGUUCCCCGACAGGUUCCACAAGCCAGCAUACCGUCUUCAGUGGAACCAUUGGCCCACUAUUUGGCAACACGAGAUCUCAUCACCUCAGGACUGUACUACUUCGCUGAUAAACCAGAAGAUUAUCGCGCAUGGGAGUCGUCAUUCACUACAGCGGUCAGCGGUGCUCACCUCACAACAACCCAAGAACUAGACCUCAUGACAAAGUGGCGUGGUAAGGAGUCCGGAGAACAUGUGAGACGCAUCCGCUCAAUGUAUGUAAACCAUCCAGAACUGGCUCUACACAAAGCAUGGGAGAGACUGCGUGACUGUUAUGCUGCCCCUGAAAUCGUUGAAAAAUCACUAUUUGAUCGGCUGGACAAUUUCCCCAAAAUUUCUAAUAAAGACAACGCUAGGCUACGCGAACUGGGAGAUUUGUUCAUGGAAAUUCAAGGUUUCAAGGAGGAUGGCUAUGUCACCGGCUUGUCCUAUCUGGAUACGUCACGUGGAAUUAGGCCGAUUGUGGACAAGCUUCCUUAUAGCCUUCAGGAAAAAUGGACAUCUUCUUUUGUACAAAGAACAUAAUAACGGUUGCUUCCCUCCCCUCCACUACUUCUGUGUUUUUGUGUGCUCCGAGGCAAAGAAACGAAAUGACCCCAGUUUCACCUACCAGUACAAUACAACUGCUAACCUUGACAAACACAUUGCAAAAUGUUUUAACUCCAACAAACCCAUCACAGUGCACAAAACAGACAUUUUAACAACCAAUAAUGACCCCAAUGAAUGUUAUCCUCUACACAACAAACCACACCCCCUUAAGAGAUGCAGGACAUUCCGAAACAAAUCCCUGGAUGAUAGAAAGGCCUUUUUGAAGGAAAAAGGGAUAUGUUUUAAAUGUUGUUCCUCAGUUUCACAUCUCGCCAAACAAUGCCAGCCUUCUGUGAAGGCUGGCACAAGUGUCACCAACCACGCACUGCAGAUGAAAUUGCCCAAGCUAAAUAUAUUAUUCUGAGGGCAGCACAAAAGGCAGCCUUCUCAGGAGAGCUUUUAGCUUUACAAGAAAACAAGCCAGUUUCAAGAAACAGCCCUUUGUUGAAACUCAACCCAACAUUGGAGGAUGGACUCAUUUGUGUGGGAGGUAGACUAAAGUGCUCUGAACUCACACUUUUAGAAAAGAAUCCUGUAAUUCUCCCCAAGAAAAGCCACAUCUCUGUGUUGCUCACACACCACCACCAUGUGCAGGUAAAACAUCAAGGCCUUCAUUUUACUGAAGGAGCCAUCAGAGCAGCAGGAUUGUGGAUUCUAGGUGGACGGUCUUUAAUCAACUCAAUUCUUCACAAAUGCACAAUCUGUCGUAGACUUCGAGGGAAGGUUCAAGAACAACAAAUGGCUAAUUUGCCUCCGGAACGUCUUAAAUCCUGCCCUCCUUUUACGUAUGUGGGAGUCGAUGUCUUUGGACCCUGUUCUGUCUUAACCAGACGUACCAGAGGAGGACAAGCAGAGAGCAAGCGGUGGGCCAUGAUGUUCACUUGUCUUAGUUCGAGAGCUGUUCAUAUCGAGUUAAUCGAGUCUGUGGACACUACAAGUUGUAUCAACGCCCUCAGGCGUUUUUUCGCACUUCGAGGUCCAGCAAAUCAACUUCAUUCUGAUUGUGGCACUAAUUUUACGGGAGCAUGCAAAGAGCUUGGAAUGAACAAGGCAGUGCAGAACUUCCUCAGUGAAAAGCAGUGCAUUUGGAAAUUCAACCCACCACACGCUUCCCACAUGGGAGGCUCUUGGGAGCAAAUGAUCGGGAUUGCAAGAAGAAUCCUGGAUUCAAUGUUACUGCAGCAUGGGACUCGUAUAACCCAUGAAGUUCUUUGCACUCUGAUGGCGGAAGUCACUGCAAUUAUAAAUGCACGACCACUUCUGCCUGUAUCCAUUGAUCCACAACAACCCUUCAUUCUUUCACCAGCAAUGCUCCUAACACAGAAGGCAGGAGCUCCACCUCCACCUGGAGAAUUCACAGAGAGGGACCUUUACAUCAAACAAAGGAAGCAAGUGCAAGCAUUUGCAAACCAGUUUUGGAGCCGAUGGAGAAGGGAGUACCUUCCUUCUUUGCGACAGAGACAGAAAUGGAAUAUGUCAAGGCGAAACCUUCAAGUAGGAGAUCUAGUUCUCCUCAAGGACAAGCAAGCUGCACGUAACUACUGGCCUAUGGCCAUGGUCACCGCCACGUUCCCCGGGAUCGACAAUUUGGUCAGGAAGGUCGAAGUGAAGACUACAGACCAAGGAACCCCAAAAACAUUUUUGAGACCAGUAACAGAAGUUGUUUUACUCCUGCCCAAAGACUAGAGUUAUUUGGUGACCUUAGUGGCCUCACAUAGGCCAGGCGGGGAGUGUGUUGUCCUGAAGUCAACUGUUAAUAUUAUUUACGUAAUUACAUUAUAAUAUUUUUGUAUUACUUGAUAAUAUUUUGUAUUAGUAACUACAAUGCUUUAAUUUGGAGUUAAAGUUGUUUAUAUUUAUUGUACUUUAUAAUCGGUAAACAGCAGUUAGAUGAUGUCACUUCCGCUAAAUUACUUCCUGUUGGUUGACUUCCGGUAUUUGUUCGAAAGCUAGAGAUACAUUUUGUGGUCUUCUGUAGUACUUUCUGUUGCCAUCCUACACAAAGCGGCGAAGAAGCAAUGCCGAAGCGCUGCCGGCAGCUCCACUUGAAGCGCCUUGGGACACGCUCCUGCUCGCUCUUCCCGCAUUGCGGCUGCAUGCCUACACGGCUGCAGACAAUCAACAAUCAGCACACCUGGGGCUGAUGAGGGCCGGUGCCAAACCAGUGGACCCGAAAAUCCAGUGCCAGAACGUAGUUUACUCAUCGUACGUUCCUUCCGUCUCCUGUGAUCGAGCUGUGCGCCUCGUUUUAUUGGACUUCCCUCUGGAUUUUGGACUGCUUCCCUUGAUCCUCGACCCCUGUUCAGAUGCCUCUAUCCAGUCCCCGACCUCUUGCUUGCUCACAGACUUCCUUCUUGCCUUGCCCUCUGGACUUAUGGACAAUUCAUCCAACACGCACAAACUACACCCUCUGGUAACAUUUACAUUAUUAAUUCCUCACAUCGUCUUACACCACACAACAUUAGUAGCAUACAUACCACAACACAUAAUUAAGUUCAAUAAACCUGUCGAGCUUCA
Nerophis ophidion (straightnose pipefish) is the source of this 7820-nucleotide messenger RNA. RefSeq lists its product as uncharacterized. NCBI's taxonomy places the organism in Eukaryota, Metazoa, Chordata, Actinopteri, Syngnathiformes, Syngnathidae. Gene Ontology annotation, molecular function: nucleic acid binding. The transcript is spliced from 5 exons. The record is from RefSeq and is a predicted model, not a curated record. Gene Ontology annotation, biological process: DNA integration. The coding region runs from base 5550 to 6989 and encodes 479 amino acids.